UUGACCUACGAUGAGUGCGAACAUACUCGACGCAUCUGCUCUGCUUCACGCCUUGCCGAAGGUUCUGCCAGCCAAGAACAAGAAACUUGAGUCUGCUCAGGACGGAAUCGCUGCACUUGUACACUCUGCCUUCACUGUUCUCGGCUUCCGUCUCCUGGGUACAGAUGAGAGCGGUCCCGCACGUACCUUUGAGGACAACGUCUUGCCUGAGGAGUGGAACCAACACGGUCCCAGCAACUAUGCGUUGAGGUACAAACAUGAGCAGAGUAGUUUGGAGUUUCUCGUGAAAGUGGUGAAGUUGGGUAGUCGCACACUCAUCAACUCUAUUGCGAUCGAGACGGACAAAGCUGCUACGCUAGAUAUCUCCACGGGCGACUUUAUUUCGCCCUCAUUCUUCCCACAUGAUCUCUCCGCAUCUGACGCUCCCCCGCUUGUACACGGCUUCAUUUCCUCCAAUCGCAUCGACGACUUCGUCUCCCAACUUAAACUCAGCACGCUCCAGAAGCUGAUGCCUGGCCUCCGCAAGGAAGGCUACACUGAGCAACCGGAGACAAACGCUGGUCCUAGUCAACCACGCGCUCCCGAGGCACCUCCCGCGCGGCCGCGUCCUGAACAGCCCCCAUACGCUCCCCAAGACAUCUACCCACGUAUGCCGCCCCGCAGUCCACUCGAGAUCGGACGUCGUGACCGUGACCCUUUCCCGAGCAACCCUUUCGCUCCGUCUCCGCUCUUCCCGGAUAGCUCUGGGGAUGGUAUGUUUGUUGGUCCGAAUCAUCCGAUAUUCGGUCCUGGGAUGCGUGGUCCAGGAUCUGGAGGUAGGGGUCCUUGGGGUGGAGACGGGUUCCUUCCUCCGAUGGGGGCGCCUCCGGGAGCCAGAUUCGACCCUAUCGGCCCUGGAGCCUUCCCCGGUCCGCCCCCGUUCCCAGGACAGGGUAAUCCUAGGGGUGGUCGUGGUGGUCCGCUGGGUGGGCAGAAUCCUGACAACGACGAGUUCAUGCCUCCCGGAUACGGCGACAUGUUUAGUUAAACGACAACCACGAAGGAGCGAUCUCAUGUACGAUAAAUGCACGAUGUUUGGGGAGGUAGCAUCAUGUGUUUCCGUGUAAAAUAUAUCGGCAACUAUGCGAUGAUGAC
Messenger RNA from Trametes versicolor FP-101664 SS1, 1134 nucleotides. RefSeq lists its product as uncharacterized. The coding region runs from base 11 to 1027 and encodes 338 amino acids. The transcript is spliced from 3 exons. NCBI's taxonomy places the organism in Eukaryota, Fungi, Basidiomycota, Agaricomycetes, Polyporales, Polyporaceae. Gene Ontology annotation, biological process: proteasome-mediated ubiquitin-dependent protein catabolic process. The record is from RefSeq and is a predicted model, not a curated record. Gene Ontology annotation, molecular function: proteasome binding; endopeptidase inhibitor activity.